GCAUAAACGAAAACCGGCGAACUGAAAUAUAUAACAAUUGUAUAUACAAGAAAGUCGCAGACUCACGUAUGCAAAUUAAACAAAGAUAUUAGAGAUGAUCAACUCAACGUGCGAUCCAUUAGUUUCUGAAGAUUGUAUAAAGUUUUGGUUUUUCUCACAAAUUGAGAAAACUUUUGGUUGUGUAAAUUUUUACUGAUUCUCCUCUCAAAAUGGCAACACCGCCGUUAACGCCGAGGAUGCUGACUCCGACGACAAUGUCGCCACUUGGGAGUCCACGGUCGAAGAAAUCGACGGCAACUGUACGGCCGGAGAUAACGCUGGAGCAGCCGUCCGGCAAGAACAAAUCAGCCGGGUCCAAAUCGACGAAGCUAUUCCGCCGAGUCCGUUCAGUGUUCCGAUCGCUUCCGAUCAUGUCUCCGAUGUGUAAAUUCCCCGUGGGAGGGGCAAGGCUGCACGAGAACCACGUCCACGGAGGGACACGUGUCACGGGAACGCUGUUCGGGUACAGAAAAACGCGGGUGAAUCUAGCGGUUCAGGAGAAUCCGCGUUCACUCCCGAUCCUCUUGCUGGAGCUAGCGAUCCCGACGGGGAAACUCCUCCAGGAUCUCGGGGUCGGAUUGGUGAGGAUCGCGCUUGAGUGCGAGAAGAAACCGAGCGAGAAAACCAAAAUCAUAGACGAGCCGAUCUGGGCUUUGUAUUGUAACGGGAAGAAAUCGGGUUACGGGGUGAAGAGACAGCCGACGGAAGAGGAUCUGGUGGUGAUGCAGAUGCUUCACGCGGUGUCGAUGGGGGCAGGUGUGUUACCGGUGAGUAGCGGCGGCGGAGGAGCGGCGGAGCAAGGCGGAGGAGGAGGAGGGGGGCAACAAGAAGGAGAUUUGACAUACAUGAGAGCACAUUUUGAGAGAGUGAUUGGGUCGAGAGACUCGGAGACGUAUUACAUGAUGAAUCCUGACGGGAACAGUGGGCCUGAGCUUAGUAUCUUUUUCGUUCGGGUUUAA
Eutrema salsugineum is the source of this 998-nucleotide messenger RNA. Its product is annotated as protein MIZU-KUSSEI 1. NCBI's taxonomy places the organism in Eukaryota, Viridiplantae, Streptophyta, Magnoliopsida, Brassicales, Brassicaceae. The record is from RefSeq and is a predicted model, not a curated record. The transcript has a single exon. The coding region runs from base 210 to 998 and encodes 262 amino acids. Gene Ontology annotation, biological process: hydrotropism.